This is a messenger RNA of Anolis sagrei ordinatus, 17859 nucleotides long. It is a transcript of the gene FAT4, whose product is annotated as FAT atypical cadherin 4. Gene Ontology annotation, molecular function: cadherin binding; calcium ion binding. Gene Ontology annotation, cellular component: catenin complex; plasma membrane; adherens junction. Lineage: Eukaryota; Metazoa; Chordata; Lepidosauria; Squamata; Anolidae. Gene Ontology annotation, biological process: calcium-dependent cell-cell adhesion; cell-cell junction assembly; cell morphogenesis. The record is from RefSeq and is a predicted model, not a curated record.
GGGGAUGGAUGCGGAGAGGGGAGGAGAAGGAGAGAGCCGGGACGAGACGCGCUUGCAAGUCAAGAGCCCAUCAGAGCGCAAUGAGAAGCGAGGAAAGUUUCAGCCGGGCUCUGGCUUGCUUGGAGGCGCGCGCGCGCGCGCGGGCGGGUGUCUGUGUUUGGGGGUCGCGCGCGGGCGGGCGGGCGAGCAGGAGGCUGUGGCUCCUUCAGCGGCUUCUUCUCGUCUUUCUCCUCCUCCCUCUUCUUCUUCCUUCUUCUCCCCUCAGAGCCGAGCAGCUGAGCCAUCUGAAAGGGGCUCUUCCUUCAUAAAGUGCAGGCGGAGGAUGAAGCGCUGCGCCCAAGUCGCUUGAGGAGAACGAAGAACUUUGGGAUUACAAAGAGCGCCAAGCCAGUUGGCUAGAAUAAUUCCCCCAAGAGUGCUCUCCUCACUCUCUCGGAUACUUCUAGUUUUCUCUCACUUUGGGGGAACUUUUUGACCCAGCGUAGGGGGCUGGCGGAGGCUCCUGAGCCCAGGCGUCGAGGCGAGGGAUGCCCCAAACCCGAGGAGCCUGGCGCUGAAGGGAGGAGAGCGCUCUCCUCGCGAUGCCCAGGAGAAGCUCCCGCUGCCGCCGACAGAAGCCGCUCCUCCCGUGGAGGAAACGAGACGAAGCAACGGGAGUCCGAAGAGCAGCGUGAAGGAGGAGAAAGUGGAGGAAAGACCCGCCCGCGUCGCUCCUUCUCCGACGAAGAAGAGGAAAGGAAGGAGCGGCAGUCCGGUUGAGACCUGUGGCAGUCCCUUCCCCUCCCUCUCCAUCGCUUCACCGGGACGUUUUGCUGCGAGGAAAGGGCUUGCUGGACUUGACUAGACUGGACUCUCCCUCUUGAGGACAUUGGGCUUCUUUUUGCUCGUGUGGACACUUUCUUUUAGCGUCUCGAGGAAGAGUCCCUCCUUUUGGAGUCCAACGGAGAUGCUGGCGGCUCUGGAGAGACCGGCGGCCUCACCUGGGCGCCUCAGGGGAUGAGGCCACAUUUAGGGGACUUUGGGCUCAUCCGGAGCUGCUCCCUUCCACCUUGGCUUGGAUUUGGGCAUUGCCUCACUUGCCUCACCUGCGCCAUGGCCCCCCUGGGGAUGGGCGACAAGGCCUCCUCUGCCUGGCUCACAGGCCUGGCCUUGCUUUUGCUGUUGCCACCUUCCUCAGCGGAACCCAGGCAGAUCUUCCGAGUUUUGGAGGAGCAGCCCCCAGGCACCUGGGUGGGCACCAUCGCCACCCGUCCGGGCUUCACCUACCGCUUGAGUGAGCACCAUGCUCUCUUCUCCAUCAACGCCACCUCGGGAGACCUUCACACUCGUGCCAUCAUUGAUCGGGAGAGCCUGCCCACUGAUGUGGUGGACUUGGUGGUGCUCUCCAGCCAGCCCACCUAUCCCAGCGAAGUACGCAUCGUGGUGCUGGACCUCAAUGACAAUGCGCCCAUCUUCCCUGACCCUUCCAUCAUGGUGACGUUCAAGGAGGACACGGGCAGCGGCCGACAGCUGAUCCUGGACACGGCGACCGAUGCGGACAGCGGGACAAACGGCGUGGACCACAGCUCUUACCGCAUUGUGGGGGGCAAUGAAGGAGGCCGCUUCCGGCUCAACAUCACGCUCAAUCCCAGUGGGGAAGGGGCUUUCUUGCACUUGGUCUCACGGGGUGGGCUGGACCGAGAGGCCACACCUGCCUACCAGCUGCUCUUGCAAGUGGAGGACAAAGGGGAGCCGCGGAAGCGUGGAUACUUACAAGUCAAUGUCACGGUGCAGGAUAUCAAUGACAACCCCCCUGUUUUUAGUCAGACCCUCUAUCAAGCCCGAGUGCCAGAGGAUGCACCUGUCGGAGCCAGUGUUCUGCAGGUGACAGCGGCAGAUGCUGAUGAGGGCACUAACGCCGACAUCCGCUAUCGUCUGGAGGGAGCAGAUAAUGUUGGUGUUGAUGGAGCUGGAGCUCUUCCUUUUGAAGUGGACCCAGAAAGCGGGGUUAUCCGUAUCCGGGAGGCAUUGGACUAUGAGUUACGACGGCAGUACUCUCUAACAGUUCAGGCUAUUGAUCGAGGAGUGCCAGCUUUAAGUGGCCGUGCUGAGGCUCUGAUCCGUUUGCUGGAUGUGAACGAUAAUGAGCCACGGGUCAAAUUCCGCUACUUCCCAGCCACAUCCCGCUUUGCCUCGGUAGAUGAGAACGCGGCACCUGGCACAGUGGUGGCAUUGUUGACUGUCAGCGAUGCUGAUUCACCAGCAGCCAAUGGGAAUAUUUCUGUGGCCAUCUUGGGUGGGAAUGAACAGCGCCAUUUUGAGGUUCAGAGCAGCAAAGUGCCCAACCUCAGCCUUAUCAAAGUGGCAGCUGCUCUUGACCGGGAACGCAUACCCACCUAUAACCUUACUGUGGCUGUGACUGACAACUUUGGGGCUCCUGCACCAUCACCAGGGCCAGUCCCUUCUUCUCUGAGCCCUGAUGGAGCUGUUUCUGCUCCAGUAAGCCGCUCCUCUGUAGCUAGCCUGGUGAUCUUUGUAAAUGAUAUCAAUGAUCACCCACCUGUCUUUGGACAGUCAGUGUAUCAAGUGAAUAUCAGUGAAGAGGUGCCACCUGGCAGCUAUGUAGAAGGCCUGAGUGCUACAGAUCGGGACUCGGGUCUUAACGCCAACCUCAAGUACAGCAUAGUUUCUGGCAAUGACCUGGGCUGGUUCUGUAUUAGUGAGCACAGUGGCCUAGUCACUACCACCAAAAGCCCAGAUACUCCCAUGGCCAGAGCUCUGCUGGGUGAAUCUAGUCCAAGUAUAACAGCAUCUGGUGGGCUGGAUCGAGAAAUAGCUUCACAUGUGGUGCUGAACAUCAGUGCCCGAGACCAAGGUGUGCAGCCCAAAAUUUCCUAUGCACAGUUGGAAGUGAAUAUCCUGGAUGUUAAUGAUGAGAGGCCCCGAUUUAGCCAGCCAGAUGGUUAUCAUGUGUCUGUGGCAGAAAAUUCCCCUUCAGGGACUGAAUUGCUAGUCCUAACUGCUAUUGAUGGUGACUUGGGAGAUAAUGGGACUGUGCGCUUCUCUUUGCAAGAAACUGAGCCAGGGGUGUUGGCAGGUGGCCCUUUGGUUGCUCCAUGGAGGAUAUUUCGCUUGGAUCCUGUAUCAGGAAGGCUCAGUACAAUUUCACAGCUAGACAGGGAGGAACAGGGACACUACUCACUGCAAGUCUUGGCCACUGAUUUGGGCUAUCCUGCCUUAUCCUCAGUGGUUCAGGUCAAUGUGAGCUUGCUUGAUGUAAAUGAUAACAGCCCCUUAUUUUAUCCUGUCCAAUAUUUUGCCCAUAUCCAAGAAAAUGAACCUGCAGGCAGCUAUGUUGCCACUGUGUCUGCCAGCGACCCUGACCUUGGUAUCAAUGGGACAGUCAGGUUCACCAUCUCGGCAGGUGACACCUCCAGGUUUCAGAUUCAUAAUCAGACUGGGGUUAUCACUACCAAAACAGUCCUGGAUAGAGAGGAGAAGACUGCUUACCAACUACAAAUAGGUGCCAGUGAUGGUGGUAACCUGCAAUCACAAAACCAGGCCAUAGUUACAGUCAAUGUCUUGGAUACUCAGGAUAAUCCUCCAGUGUUUAGUCAGGAUACCUACAGUUUUGUGGUGUUUGAAAAUGUUGCCUUGGAUUACCAUGUAGGCAGUGUUUCCGCUUCCACUAUGGAUCUCAACACCAACAUCACUUACCUUAUCACAAUGGGUGACCAAAGGGGUAUGUUUGAAAUUAACAAAGUGACUGGCCUGAUCACCACAGCUAGUGUUAUUGAUAGGGAAGAGCAGGCAUUUUACCAGCUGAAAGUUGUGGCAAGCGGUGGAGCAAUCGCAGGGGAUGCUUUGGUCAAUAUAACUGUCAGAGAUUUAAAUGACAAUUCCCCCCAUUUUCUGCAUGCAGUGGAAAGUGUGAAUGUGGUUGAGAACUGGAGUACUGGGCAUACCAUAUUCCAAGCUAAAGCUGUUGAUCCUGAUGAAGGUAUUAAUGGCAUGGUCCUUUACAGCCUGAAACAGAAUCCAAAGGACCUAUUUAAUGUCAAUGAGCAAAGUGGUGCCAUCAGUUUGACAGGGCCUCUGGACAUAAAUGCUGGGUCUUAUCAAGUGGAGAUUAUGGCUUCUGACUUGGGAGUUCCUAGGCGCUCCUCUAGCUUUAUUUUAACUGUUUCUGUUCAUGAUGUAAAUGACAACUCACCAGUGUUUGACCAACUGUCCUAUGAAGUCACAAUUUCUGAACUGGAGCCUGUGAACUCCAGAUUUUUUAGUGUGCAUGCUUCUGACAAAGAUUCAGGUGAAAACGGAGAAAUAGCUUAUAACAUAAUCGAGGGAAACACUGGAGAUGCCUUUGGCAUUUUUCCAGAUGGUCAGCUAUAUAUAAAAAGUGAACUGGACCGUGAACUUCAAGAAAGAUACACAUUAGUAGUUGCAGCUUCUGAUAGAGCAGUCGAACCUCUCAGUGCCACUGUAAAUGUCAGUGUAAUUCUAGAAGAUGUAAAUGAUAAUAGACCACUGUUUAAUAGUACCAAUUAUGUUUUUUAUUAUGAAGAGGAACAAGUUGGUGGUUCAUUUGUGGGUAAAAUUAGUGCUUUUGACAAAGACUCUGGAUCUAAUGGUGAAGUCAGAUACUCAUUUGAGCACAUGCAGCCUGACUUUGAAUUGAAUGCAAUCAGUGGAGAGAUAAAGAGUACUCAUCAGUUGGACAGAGAAUCCCUCAUGAGGCAAAGGGGAACUGCUGUGUUUACAUUUACAGUUAUUGCAAUGGAUCAGGGGUUGCCAAAGCCUUUAAUGGAUCAAGCAACAGUUCAGGUUUACUUGAAGGAUAUAAAUGACAAUGUGCCAAAGUUUUUAAAAGAACUUUAUCAAGCUACAGUAUCAGAGUUAGCUGCAAACCUGACACAGGUUUUAAGGGUUUCUGCUUCAGAUGUUGAUGAAGGUAAGAACGGACUGAUCCACUAUUCUGUAAUUAAGGGCAAUGAAGAAAAGCAAUUUACAAUAGAUAACAGCACAGGCCAGGUGACUUUGAUUGGCAAACUGGAUCACGAAGCUACUGCAUCUUACUCACUCACCAUCCAGGCAGUAGAUUCUGGAGCAGUUUCCCUCAGCUCAGUGUGUACAUUGAACAUUGAAGUUCUGGAUGAAAAUGACAACACUCCUUCCUUCCCCAAAUCAACUUUAUUUGUUGAUGUCUUGGAAAACAUGAGAAUUGGGGAACUGGUCUCUUCUGUCACUGCCACUGAUUCUGAUUCGGGGGACAAUGCAGACCUUCACUACAGUAUUACAGGGACAAAUAAUCAUGGAACAUUUAGCAUCAGUCCCAAUACUGGCAGCAUUUUCCUUGCCAAAGCAUUGGAUUUUGAAACACAGUCAAUGUACAAACUUAACAUAACAGCAAAAGACAAAGGAAGGCCUCCUCAGUCUUCUACCAUGUCCGUUGUAAUAUAUGUCAGGGAUUAUAAUGACAACCCACCUAAGUUCCCACCUGGGGACAUUUUCAAGUCCAUUGUUGAGAACAUUCCUGUUGGGAGUUCUGUCAUUUCUGUAACAGCUCAUGAUCCAGAUGCAGAUAUUAAUGGGCAAUUAGUAUAUACAAUCAUUCAGCAGAUGCCAAGGGGGAACCAUUUCCAAAUAGAUGAAGUCAAAGGAACAAUAUAUACCAGUGCUGAAAUAGACCGGGAAUUUGCUAAUCUCUUUGAAUUGACAGUGAAAGCCAUUGACCAGGCUGUCCCUGUAGAAUCUAGAAGAUUUGCUUUGAAGAAUGUGACCAUUCUAGUAACUGACCAGAAUGACAAUGUCCCUGCUUUUGUUUCACAAAAUGCUCUUGCUGCCGACCCCUCUGUCAUGAUUGGUACAGUCCUAACUACUAUUGUUGCUGCUGAUCCUGAUGAAGGGGCAAAUGGGGAGGUUGAAUAUGAAAUAAUCAAUGGAGACAGAGACAUCUUCAUUGUGGAUCGCUACAGUGGAGAACUGAGAGUGUCAUCGCCUUUAGUACCAUCACAGCUCAUGUACACAUUUAUAGUUUCAGCCACUGAUCUUGGUGCUGAGAGGAGGAAGUCAACCACGGAGAUGACUGUACUUCUACAAGGACUUGAGGGGCCUGUUUUUACUCAGCCAAAGUAUAUUACCAUUUUGAAAGAAGGUGAACCAAUUGGGACAAAUGUGAUAUCGAUAGAAGCAGCUAGUCCUAGAGCGAAUGAAGGUCCUGUGGAGUAUUUCAUAGUCUCAGUGCGUUGUGAAGACAAGAUGUUUGGUCGACUCUUUACCAUUGGUCGCCAUACUGGUGUGAUCCAGACAGCUGCUAUUUUGGAUAGAGAACAAGGAGCACGGCUAUAUCUCGUGGAGGUUUAUGCCAUUGAAAAGUCUGCUGCAUCGCCACGAACCCAAAAAGCAGAGGUAGAAAUAACUCUUCAAGAUGUCAAUGACAACCCACCAGUGUUUCCCACAGAUAUGCUUGAUUUGACUGUUGAAGAGAAUAUAGGAGAUGGGUCUAAAAUAAUGCAGCUGACAGCCAUGGAUGCUGAUGAGGGGGCAAAUGCUCUGGUAACAUACACUAUCAUCAGUGGUGCAGAUGGCAGCUUUCAUAUUGAUCCAGAAUCAGGAGAAUUGAUAGCCACCAAGCGUUUGGACCGAGAACGCCGCUCCAAAUAUUCUCUGCUGGUCCGUGCUGAUGAUGGCUUACAGUCUUCAGAUAUGAGAAUAAACAUAACUGUUAGUGAUGUUAAUGAUCAUAUUCCCAAAUUCUCCAAGUUAUGGUAUUCUUUUGACAUCCCAGAAGAUACUACUCCAGGUUCUUUAGUUGCAGCCAUCUUAGCUACUGAUGAAGAUUCUGGUGUAAAUGGAGAAAUCACAUAUUCUGUUAGUGAAGAUGAUGGAGAUGGAACAUUCUUCCUAAAUCCAGUAACUGGUGUUUUUAACUUAACUUGCAUGCUGGACUAUGAGUUGCAGCAAUAUUACAUCCUUACAAUUCGUGCAGAAGAUGGAGGCAGACAGUCCACCACUGUCCGAGUUUAUAUCAACAUAUUAGAUGUAAAUGAUAAUGCACCAGUAUUCAGCAUGGAUUCUUACAGCACAUCUUUGAUGGAGAACUUGCCUCCAGGAUCAACUAUCUUUCUUUUCAAUGUUACUGAUGCAGAUGAUGGUUCGAACUCACAAUUGUCCUACAGUAUUACUUCUGGAGAUAGCUUGGGCCAAUUUAAUAUUGACAAAAAUGGGAUUCUAAGCAUCAGGCAACUACUAGACCGUGAAAGCCAAUCUUUCUACAGCCUCAUUGUUCAAGUUCAUGAUAUGGCUUCUCUUCCAACCUCACGAUUCACAAGUACAACACAAGUCUCUAUUAUUCUGCUUGAUGUGAACGAUAACCCUCCAAGUUUUAUCUCUCCUAAGUUGACUUACAUUCCAGAGAAUACACCUGUUGAUACUAUUGUAUUCAAAGCUCAAGCCACUGACCCAGACAGUGGUCCAAACAGUUACAUUGAGUAUAAUCUUUUAAAUCCUUCAGGGGAGAAGUUCAGUAUUGGUACCAUUGAUGGUGAAGUAAGGCUUACUGGAGAACUUGACAGAGAAACAGUUUCUAAUUAUACUUUGACUAUAAUUGCUACAGAUAAAGGUCAACCAUCUCUUUCUUCAUCUACUAAUGUUGUUGUGGUAGUCCUUGACAUCAAUGACAAUAACCCUGUCUUUGCUCAAAAAUUAUAUAAAAUUGAGAUUGCAGAAAGUAUUCUCACAGGGACAGAUGUGGUCCAGGUGUUUGCAGCAGAUGGAGAUGAGGGUUCCAAUGGGCAAGUUCGCUAUGCCAUCAUCAGUGGAAAUAUGAAUAAUGAGUUUCGGAUUGACUCUGUCACAGGUGUAAUAACUGUAGCUAAACCUUUGGAUCGAGAGAAGAAACCUUCAUAUUCUUUAAAAGUUCAGUCAGCUGAUCGGGGAAGUAGCCCACGAAUUGAUACCACUACAGUCGACAUUAUUCUGAUAGAUGUUAAUGACUAUAUACCUACAUUUGAAUUAUCUCCAUAUUCCGUAAAUGUCCCAGAAAAUUUGGAAAAAUUACCUAAGAUCAUUCUUCAGGUUAUAGCACGGGAUGAUGAUCAAGGCCUAAAUAGCAAAUUGACCUAUCUUCUUAUUGGUGGAAAUGAAGAUGGAGCCUUUACACUCUCACCCAGUGGAGAGCUCCACCUUGUGCAGAGCUUGGAUCGAGAGAGAAAAGAACAAUAUGUUAUGCUCAUCACAGCAACCGAUUCAGGAAGUCCUACCCUUACUGGUACUGGUACUAUUGCUGUCAAAGUAGAUGAUGUCAAUGACAACAUCCCCAAAUUUGCCUUUAACAUGUAUUUGAAAACCAUUCCAGAGGAUGCGCCUACAGGGACAGAUGUGUUGCUUGUAAACUCCUCAGAUGCUGAUGCAUCAGUGAAUGCUAUCAUCAGUUACAGCCUUAGUGGUGGAAAUUCACAGUUCACUAUCAACCCUUCCACUGGGCAGAUCAUCACAAGUGCUUUGUUGGACAGAGAGACUAAGGAGAAUUACACUUUGAUCAUUGUGGCCAGGGACGGUGGCUUCCCAAAUGCUCUUUCCAGUUCUACAAGUGUUCUUGUCACUGUUGCUGAUGUCAAUGACAACCCCCCCAAAUUUCAACAUCAUCCUUAUGUCACUCAUAUUCCCUCACCAACAAGUUCAGGUACAUUUGUUUUUGCUGUGACAGUUACCGAUGCUGAUGCUGGACCAAAUGCUGAACUUCACUAUUCCCUUUCGGGAAAGAAUUCUGGAAAAUUCCACAUUGAUCCCUCACGAGGAGCAAUUAUGGCUUCUGAGCGACUGACUGGAACUUCUGAAAUGACUUUUACAGUUAAUGUGAAGGAUGGAGGUGUGCACCCAAAGACAGAUUCUACAACUGUGACUGUAAGAUUUGUGAACAGAGCAGAUUUUCCUCAUGUUCAAGCUGAACGGCACAGUUUCACAUUUCCUGAAAAUCAAGCAUCUAGCACCUUUGUCACUUCCAUUUCUGGAGUGUCUUCCAGAGGCGAUUCCUUAUCUUACUAUAUUGCUAGUGGUAACCUUGGCAGCACUUUCCAGAUUGACCAAUUAACAGGCCACUUCUCCAUCAGCCAACCUCUAGAUUAUGAAGCAAUACAGAAAUAUGUUGUCUGGAUUGAAGCAAGAGAUAUGGGCUUUCCUCCAUUUUCUUCUUAUGCAAAACUUGAAAUAACAGUGAUAGAUAUAAAUGAUAACAUGCCAGUAUUUGAACAAGAUCCCUUUAUUGUUGAAGUGGCAGAGAAUAUUUCACCUUCUAAAAUAAUUACUGUAACUGCUACAGACAAAGACAGUGGCCCAAAUGGGCAGUUAAAUUAUGAAAUAAUUAGUGGUAAUGUUGACAACAGUUUCAGUAUCCAUCGUGCAAAUGGUGAAAUUAGAAGUGUCAGGCCUUUAGACAGAGAGAAUGUGGCCCAAUACACACUAACGAUAAAAGCUUCAGACAGAGGCACCCCAGUUCAGAGUACAACUGUGCAGGUACUUAUCAAUGUACUUGAUGAAAAUGACAACGCACCCAAAUUUUCUCAAAUAUUCAGUGCUCUUGUACCAGAAAAUGCACCCUUGGGUUACACUGUUACACGAGUCACAACAUCUGAUGAAGAUAUUGGAGUAAAUGCUGUCAGCAGAUAUUCACUAAAGGAAACAAAUACACCAUUUGUCAUAAAUCCCAACACAGGGGAUAUAACAAUUAGCAGACUCCUAAACCGAGAAGAUGCAGAUCGCUACAGAAUCAGAGUUUCAGCACAUGAUUCUGGGUGGACAGUGAGCACAGAUGUGACCAUAUUUGUGACGGAUAUCAAUGACAAUUCUCCACGGUUUACAAAACCAUCUUAUUACUUGGAUUGUCCUGAACUUAAUGAAAUUGGAUCUAAGGUGACCCAGAUAUCUGCAACAGAUCCAGAUGAAGGAUCUAAUGGACAAGUUUUUUAUUUCAUCAAAUCCCAAUCAGAAUUUUUCAGAAUUAAUGCAUCUACAGGGGAGAUCUUCAAUAAACAACCUUUAAAAUUCCAAAAUUCUAGUGGCUCUGGCAAUGCCAAUCUUAAUAGGCACAGUUUCAUAGUUACCUCCUCUGACCGAGGCAGCCCUCCUUUGUUGAGUGAGACAACAGUCACAAUUAAUAUUGUAGAUAGUAACGACAAUCCACCUCAUUUUCUCGCAAGUCAGUAUUUUACACCUGCCACUAAAAAUGUAGCUGUUGGGACAAAACUAAUUAAAGUUACUGCUGUUGAUGCUAAAGACUUCGGUUUAAAUUCAGAAGUGGAAUAUCUACUUUUAAAUAAUAAUAACCUAGAGGGUAAAUUUAAUCUGGAUCAUAACACAGGCUGGAUUUCAGUAGGAUCUUCACUAAUGAAUGAUAUGAAUAAAAACUUUUUAAUGAAAGUAAAAGCUAAGGACAAAGGUAAUCCCCCUCUCUCGUCAGAAGUGACUGUGCAAAUAGUAGUCACAGAAGAGAAUUAUCAUACUCCAGAAUUCUCUCAAAGUCAUGUGAGUAUUACUGUUCCUGAAAGUCAUGCUGUUGGAGUUAUUCUCAGGACUGUAUCAGCAAGGGACAAAGAUGCUGCUAUGAAUGGACUAGUCAAAUACAAUAUUUCCUCAGGAAAUGAAGAUGGGAACUUUGCAAUUAACGCAUCUACUGGAGCAUUGAGUCUUGCUAAGCCUCUUGAUUAUGAAGUAUGCCAGAAGCAUGAGAUGACUGUUAGUGCUAUAGAUGGUGGAUGGGUUGCUAGAACGGGGUACUGUAGCAUAACAGUGAAUGUUAUGGAUAUGAAUGAUAAUUCACCAGCUUUUAGCCCAGAGGACUACUUUCCAAGCGUUUUAGAAAAUGCUCCUAGUGGAACGACUGUUAUUCAUCUCAGUGCAACUGAUGCUGAUUCAGGAGCUAACGCUGUGGUUGCAUACGCAGUUCAGUCUUCAGAUAGUGACCUUUUUGUUAUUGACCCUAAUACUGGAAUCAUUACUACUCAAGGCUUUUUGGAUUAUGAAACAAAACAGAGCUAUCAUUUAACCAUAAAGGCCUUUAAUGUGCCUGAUGAGGAGAGGUGCAGCUUUGCUAAUGUCAAUAUCCACCUAAAAGGUACAAAUGAGUAUGUGCCACGAUUUGUUUCUAAGCUAUACUAUUUUGAGGUUUCUGAAGCAGCUUCUAAAGGCACUAUAGUGGGAGAAGUAUUUGCAAGUGACCGUGAUACGGGAGCUGAUGGGGAGGUCCACUAUCUAAUAUUUGGCAACAGCAGAAAAAAGGGUUUCCAGAUUGAUGGCAGUAGUGGACAGAUUUAUGUCACAGGUUCUCUUGAUAGGGAAAAGGAAGAAAGAAUCUCACUCAAGGUGCUUGCAAAAAAUGCAGGAAGCAUUCGUGGUGCUGAUAUAGAUGAAGUAGCUGUAAAUAUCACAGUACUGGAUGCAAAUGAUCCACCUGUUUUCAACUUGGAAGUCUACAAUGUUCAAAUCAGUGAAGGUGUCCCUGUAGGGACCCAUGUCACAUUUGUCAGUGCCUUUGACUCAGACUCUCUCCCUAGCUGGAACAGAUUUUCUUAUUUUAUUGGUAAUGGUAACCACAAUGGUGCCUUCUCUAUUAACCCACAAACAGGACAAGUUACAGUAACUGCAGAGCUGGAUCGGGAAACUUUACCAGUAUACAACCUAUGUGUGUUAGCAAUAGACUCAGGAGCCCCCUCAGCCACAGGAAGUGCCUCUUUAUUGAUCACUCUGGAAGAUAUAAAUGACAAUGGGCCCAUCCUUUCCACCACUGAAGGUGAAAUAAUGGAAAAUAACAGAGCAGGAACACUUGUGAUGACCCUUCAAUCAUCUGAUCCUGAUCUUCCACCAAAUCAAGGCCCUUUUUCAUAUCAUUUGCUUAGUACUGGCACAGCAACUAGUUAUUUUAGUCUCAAUACUGCUGGAGUUUUAAGCACAACUAGAGAGAUUGACAGAGAACAAAUCUGUGAUUUUUAUUUAUCUGUGAUUACAAGAGAUUCAGGUAUACCACAGAUGUCUUCCACAGGAACUGUACACAUAAAGGUAAUAGACCAAAAUGAUAACCCAUCCCAGCCUAGAACAGUAGAGGUCUUUGUUCAUUAUUAUGGGAAUCUGUUCCCUGGAGGAACAUUAGGCAAUGUAAAACCUCAGGAUCCAGAUGUUUUAGACAGCUUUCAAUGCUCUCUUACAUCAGGAGUUACAACCCUAUUCAAUAUUCCACCAGGAACUUGCAAUUUGAAUUCCUUGGCAAGGUCUACAGAUGGGACAUUUGAUUUGACAGUUCUGAGUGAUGAUGGGUUACACAACUCAGUCACCAGUAGUGUUCGAGUUUUCUUUUCAGGAUUCAGUAAUGCCACCAUUGACAACAGUAUACUUCUUCGUCUUAGUGUACAAUCAUUGAGGGAAUUUUUGACAAACCAUUACCUUCAUUUUCUGCGAAUUACCAAUUCACAGCUCACUGGAUUAGGGACUGCUGUGCAACUCUAUGGAAUUUAUGAGGAGAACAAUCGAACUUUCCUGAUGGCAGCUGUGAAGCGGGGCAACUAUCACUAUGUGAAUCCUGGUGGUGUGACUACUUUCUUUGAAAGCAUCAAAGACAUUCUCUUCCGUCAAAGUGGAGUGCGAAUAGAGUCUGUGGAUCAUGACUCAUGUUUACAAAAUCCUUGUCAAAAUGGAGGCAGCUGUUUGAGAAAACUUGGUGUGAGUCCUACAUUACAGAGCCAUGAGAGUGUUCCAGUGAUCAUCAUGGCAAAUGUUCCUCUAAAGCCUUUUACAUGCAAAUGCAUGCCAGGAUAUGAUGGGACAUUGUGUGAAACAGAUGUAGAUGAAUGUCUCCCAUCCCCUUGUCACAAUUCUGGAACAUGCCACAACCUGGUUGGAGGAUUCACUUGCAGCUGUCCUAGUGGUUUUACUGGAAUGGCAUGUGAAAGGGACAUCAAUGAAUGCCUGUCCAGCCCUUGUAAGAACGGUGCACUCUGCCAGAACUUCCCAGGAAGCUUCAACUGUGUUUGCAAAACAGGUUAUACAGGGAAAAUCUGUGACUCCAAUGUCAAUUACUGUGAAUGCAAUCCAUGUUUCAAUGGAGGUUCUUGUCAGAGUGGGGUGGAAGGAUAUUACUGCCAUUGUCCAUUUGGUGUUUUUGGAAAGCACUGUGAAGUAAAUAGCUAUGGAUUUGAAGAACUCUCAUACAUGGAAUUCCCCAGUAUGGAUCCAAACAACAAUUACAUUUACAUAAAAUUUGCAACUAUCAAAAGUAAUGCUUUGAUAUUAUAUAAUUAUGACAACCAAACUGGAGAUCGGGCAGAGUUCCUAGCCCUUGAAAUAACAGAAGAGAGGCUGAGAUUUUCAUACAACCUUGGCAGUGGCACUUAUAAACUUACCACAGCAAAGAAGGUGGCUGAUGGACAAUUUCACACUGUUAUUGCCCGGAGGGCUGGAAUGGCAGCUUCUCUGACUGUGGACUCCUGCUCUGAGGAACAAGAACCAGGCUAUUGCACUGUUAGCAAUGUAGCUGUAUCUAGUGACUGGACUUUAGAUGUACAACCAAACAGAGUCACCAUUGGGGGUAUCAGAUCCCUAGAGCCAAUACUUCAAAGAAAAGGACAGGUGGAAAGUCAUGACUUUGUGGGUUGUAUAAUGGAAUUUGCAGUCAAUGGACGUCCUUUGGAACCCAGCCAGGCCUUAUCAGCUGAAGGAAUUUUAGAUCAGUGUCCUAGACUGGAAGGAACUUGUGCUGUUAGCCCUUGUCAACAUGGUGGCACAUGUGUGGAUUACUGGUCUUGGCAGCAGUGUCAUUGCAAAGAAGGACUGACAGGAAAACACUGUGAAAAACAUGUUACCGCUGACACUGCCUUGUCCUUUGAAGGCAAAGGUCGUCUUGACUACCACAUUAGACAGAAUAGGAAAUGGGAAUACGUGAUGAGACACAGCAUUGGAAAUGCUAUUUUGGAGCCCCAAAGUGUGGAUAGUGUAGAAGUCAAAUUCAGGACAAGGAGCAAAAGUGGAGUUUUAAUUAAUAUCCAGGAAAGCAGCAAUUACACCACUGUGAAGAUAAAAGGUGGGAAAGUACAAUACAUCUCUGAUGCUGGAGUUGCUGGAAAAGUGGAAAGAAGUGUUCCUGAGGUUUAUGUUUCUGAUGGCCAUUGGCAUACUGUCUUCAUUGAAAAGAAUGGAAGUUCUACAAUCCUAACAGUUGAUAAGAUCCAUAGCAGAGACAUCCUGCAUGUUACACAGGAUUUUGGAGGAUUUGGUGUCCUUACAGUUUCUCUUGGUGGAAUCCCAUCUAGCCAGACACUCAAAAAUACUGAUCCAGAUUUUGAUGGCUGCAUUGCCUAUCUGAAAUAUGGUGAAGAAAGUCUUCCCUUCAUAGGAAAACACAGCCUUGCCACUAUAUCAAAAACAGACCCCUCUGUGAAGAUUGGUUGCCGAGGGCCCAAUAUCUGUGCCAGCAAUCCCUGUGGGGGAGAAUUAAUGUGCAUUAACCAGUGGCAUACUUACAAAUGUGUGCCUCCUGGAGCCUGUGCCUCCAGCCCCUGUCAGAAUGGUGGCAGCUGUGAACCUGGAGAGAGAGCUGGAUUUGUAUGCAGCUGUCCUGAAGCUUACAGUGGAAGGACAUGUGACAUUAUAGUGGCUUGCCUUGGCAUCAUGUGUGCCCAUGGGCAUAUAUGUAAGGGAGGAACAAAUGGAGGCCAUCUAUGUGUCCCUCAGCCUUAUCCAGCUGAACUUUCCUUGCCAUUGUGGGCUGUUCCUGCCAUUGUUGGCAGCUGUGCUACUGUGCUGGCCUUGCUUGUGCUUAGCUUGAUCUUGUGCAACCAAUGCAAGGGAAAGAAGGCAAAAGUGCCAAAAGAGGAAAAGAAAAAGGAAAAGAAAAAGAAGGGGAGUGAGAAUGAUGCAUUUGAUGACCCUGAUAACAUCCCACCUUACGGCGAUGAUAUGACUAUUCGGAAACAGCCUGAAGGAAACCCUAAGCCUGACAUAAUUGAAAGAGAAAACCCAUAUCUUAUCUUUGAUGAGACAGAUAUACCACACAACCCAGAGACUAUACCCAGUGCCCCUCUAGCUUCCCCCGAACCAGAGAUAGAACACUAUGACAUUGACAAUGCAAGUAGCAUUGCUCCUUCAGAUGCAGAUAUCAUUCAGCAUUACAAACAGUUCCGAAGCCAUACUCCUAAAUUUUCAAUCCAGAGACAUAGUCCAUUGGGCUUUGCCAGACAGUCACCAAUGCCCUUGGGAGCAAGCAGCUUAACAUACCAACCUUCCUAUAGUCAAGGCCUAAGGACAACAUCCCUAAGCCAUUCAGCAUGUGCUACACCCAACCAUCUUUCUCGUCAUAGUCCUGCUCCAUUUUCCAAAUCAUCAACUUUCUACCGAAACAGCCCAGCAAGGGAAAUGCAUCUUUCAAUGAGAGAAGGGAGUCCUUUGGAAAUGCAUAAUGAUGUCUGUCAAACAGGCAUUUUUAACUAUCCUACUAGAUUAGGGAGAAGAAGCAAGAGCCCCCAAAUGAUGGGAACCCAUAGUUCUAGGCCAGGAAGCCGCUUAAAGCAACCAAUAGGACAGCUGGAGAGUGGUCCUCCUGUAGGACUCUCCAUUGAAGAAGUGGAGAGGCUUAACACACCACGGCCUAGAAAUCCGAGUAUCUGUAGUGCUGACCAUGGAAGGUCUUCUUCUGAAGAGGACUGCAGAAGGCCUCUGUCAAGAACACGAAAUCCAGCUGAUGGCAUUCCAGCUCCAGAAUCUUCAUCUGACAGUGAUUCCCAUGACUCUUUUACAUGUUCUGAGAUGGAGUAUGACAGGGAAAAACCCAUGGUAUACAGUUCUAGAAUGCCCAAAUUAUCUCAAGUAAAUGAGUCAGAUGCAGAUGAUGAAGACAAUUAUGGUGCCAGGUUGAAGCCGAAGAGAUACCCAGGCCGCAGAGGAGAGGGUGGUGGGCCUGUCGGUGCACAAGCAACACCACCCACCAUUCAAGACAAUGCAUCACCUUUAAAAGUUGGGCCACACAGUGGGAACUUCAACUGGGACAACCUUUUGAACUGGGGCCCAGGAUUUGGGCAUUAUGUUGAUGUUUUUAAAGAUUUGGCAUCUCUUCCAGAAAAGACAGCAGCAAAUGUAAAUGAAGAAAGCAAAAAUGGUACAACACAACCAAAAGAUGGGGAAGCUGAACAGUAUGUAUAGAACUUGAUUAUCAAAAUAGAAAAUCAUGGAACACUCAAGCCAUUCUACCAUUGCAGAUAAGAGAAGAACAGACUUCUCUUUUCUUUUUAUCCAGGGCCAGUGGUUAGGACACUUUUUUUUAUAAAAAAUCACAAUUAUGCUGCUGAAAUGGAUGAGUAAAUUUUUGUUCUUUAAUUUAAUUGGGAUUGGUUGAAUUUGCUACGUCUGCAUGCAUUAUGUUUCUAAACAAGAUAUUUGGCAUGCAGAGUUUGAAAAUAAUGUUCUAUAUUCGUUUGUGAUUUUUAAAUUAAUAAUGAUCAGUUCUAAAAAUGGACAAGACAGUUUAUUGUGAAGAGUGUAUGUGUACUCAAUUUUAAUAUGUGGUUCUGAAAUGCAAACAUGUCAAGUACAUUGUUUUUGUUGGGAGAUAUUUGUAGCAAUUCUACAGAAGCUGAAUGAAGGAACAAUUCUGUUGGGUUUCUUUGAAAGUGUGCUUCUUAUAUCCUGCGGUUGUUCAGAUCUGCAUACUUUAAAGAACGAUAAGCUUGAGUAAUGGCUGUUUUAUCUUUUUCAAUACAUGGGGUGCUAUAAACCUGCUCAAGCUCAUCAGCACUUUAAAAUUUUAAUUUUUUUUGACAAGGUUGUGUGAGAACUUCUGAAUUCUUUUCUUCUUUUCCCCCAACAGAGAGUAGUAUUUCUAGUUAGUAUGUAAACCAAGCAUCAUCAUCAAACAGUAGUAAAAGAUGAAGUCUGUUUAAAUGCACACAAUACCAAGAAUUAUUGUACAGUCUGAAUUCAAUCACUAACCUGGCAUAGCCUAGGCCAGGUUAUUAAAAGGCCUCCUCAGAUGUUGAAACAUAACUUCCGAGGUUCCUCACCAUUGGAUAUACUGGCUUGGGUUGUUAGGAACUGAAGCCCAGAAAUGUUUUGCAAACAUGAUUUCCGCCCUGGUCUAAGCAACCAUUCAACAUCACUGUUCCAUUUUUGCCAUUUGUAAAAAAAAAGAAGACAUAAAAUGGCUGUUCUACUUCACGGGAAGCUAUAUAGGGAUUAGUAUAAUUGUAUGUGUUAUUGUGAGCACUGCCUUGUCUUCAACACCUUGAAGCAAUUUUUUUUGGCUUCAUCUCAAAAUAUUCUAUGACAAGUAGCAUUUAAAAAUUUUAAAAUAAUGUUGGAAAGAGAAAUGAUUGCUUUAUUCAAACAGGAGACAGUCUAUAAAAAUAACCAUAUUGUAUCAGUUAUGAAUGGCACAGGAACCUCUUUUUCUUUUAAAAAUGCACAAUGCAACAGGGGAAAAGUAACAUUCUCUACGUGUACACAUGCAUCAUUCAUUAUACACAUAUGUUUUGGACUCAGUAUCCCAACCCAAGUGCAAAACAUUUAAAAAGUGUCCUGGUUUUGAAGGGAAAUCCUGGUAUGUUAAAAUUUCUUGUAGAAAUACCACAUAUUUCCAUGAAGCUCCUAUUGUACUGUGUAAAAAAUGGGAUUUUGGUGAGAUUUUUUCUCUCUCACUUUCCUUUUCAAGAUAAACAUGUGUUUUUGGUAUCAAUAUUUUCCUAUACUGAAUUGUUUUCUUACUUUCAGGGAAAGUAAGAAAAAUGCUUUUUUUUUACAUUUGUUACUUAUGUAACAUUCAUAUUUUCACAUUUUGAUAAAAUUGUAACAUACCGUAUUCUUUUUAUGUGUAAAUGCCAAUAAUAGAAUUAAAAUAUUUAUUUAAAA